Trichogramma pretiosum is the source of this 1486-nucleotide messenger RNA. Its product is annotated as zinc finger protein OZF-like. NCBI's taxonomy places the organism in Eukaryota, Metazoa, Arthropoda, Insecta, Hymenoptera, Trichogrammatidae. The record is from RefSeq and is a predicted model, not a curated record. Gene Ontology annotation, molecular function: DNA-binding transcription factor activity, RNA polymerase II-specific; RNA polymerase II transcription regulatory region sequence-specific DNA binding. Gene Ontology annotation, biological process: regulation of transcription by RNA polymerase II. Bases 70 to 1308 code for a protein of 412 amino acids. Gene Ontology annotation, cellular component: nucleus. The transcript is spliced from 3 exons.
UUCAAAUUAGUUCGCUCGACAUCGUAACAGACACAGUAGUCGUCAACGAAAUUCUGAGCGAUUAAGAACAUGGAUCCCAGUAGUACAUUUGAUUCUGCUAUCAGAAUAAAAAAGGAACCCAUCGAUACAUCGCUCAUUGAAUAUGAUGACAAUGUGAUUGACAAGCCUCCCGAUGUUGAAAAUUUUCAUUUCUCAAGACUUCAGCGAGGAUAUUCGACGCUUCAAGAAUGUAACGAAAAUCAUAAUAAUGGACUUGACGAAAUCAAAGUUGAAAUCGAAUGUAGGGACGUGAAGCCCGAAUUUAAUUUAUUAGCAGUUACCAAAAUUGAGGAUUGUACUCAACAUCGAUUGCAGCACAUGAUAUAUAGCGACGACAACACCAGUCAAAACAUCAUAAAAAUAGAAACUGUGAGUAAAAUAAAAGAAGAAAUCAAUUCGAAUUUCGAAAUUGAACUCGACGAGAGAAACAAAAAGAGCAAAAAGCUCAACAACAUCGAUAGAGUCAAAACCAACAUUGGUAUGAUGCAUAGUGGGGCAGUCCAUAUAUGCAAAACAUGCGGAAAGACGUUUAAAAACAAGUUCAAUCUGGAUAGGCACGUUAAAUCAAUUCAUGAUGGUGUUACAUAUGCAUGCAACACGUGUGGAAAGUCAUUCACUCGAAAAAUUUAUCUCAAAACUCACAUAGAUUCGGUGCAUAACGGUGUCACUCAUGAAUGCGAUAUUUGUGGAAAGAUAUUUUCACAAAAAAGUUAUCUCAAAAUCCACAUCGAUUCGGUGCACAACGGUGUCACUCCUGAAUGUGAAAUUUGCGGAAAGAAAUUCUCAUGUAAGAGUUAUCUUAAAGUCCACAUCGAUAUGAUGCACAAUGGUGUCGCACCUACUUGUGAUACAUGCAGAAAGAAAUUUUCAACGAAAAGCAAUCUCAAACAACAUAUCGAUUCGGCGCACUACUGUGUCACUCAUGAAUGUGAUAUUUGUGGAAAGAAAUUCACACAGAAGGGUUAUCUCAAAAUCCACAUCGAUUCGGCGCACAACGGUGUCACUCACGAAUGUGAUAUUUGUGGAAAGAUAUUUUCACAUAAAGGUAAUCUCAAACAUCACAUAAAUGCGGUGCAUAAUGGAAUCAUACACGCAUGCGACAGAUGUGAUAAGACUUUUAAACGUAAGGAUAAGCUGAAGAUCCACAUCGAUUCGGUUCAUCAAUGUUCGACUCACACUUGUGGAGUAUGCGGAAAAAAUUUCGGACGAAAAAAAAAUCUCAUUGCCCACAAGGAUAUGGCACAUCGUUCUCGUGCAACUACCCAAUAAAUAUGUAAAAUGUAUAUUUAAUUGUGUAAAAAAUGACAAUUUGAUAUUUUGUAUAUUGAUUCAGAUUUCUAAAAGUUUAACAAUUUUCAUUUAUUACAAAUGAGAAUACGAAUAUGAAUUUUUGCUAUCUUAUGUUAUCUCAAUACUCAAAAACAACGCCCAAUUUUUGAAAAAAAAU